CGCGAAGUACUCAUAAUACUUUAUAUGACUUGGAAUUUGCUAAAGAUACUACAGAUAAUAAUACAAAGACAAUGUGCUGUAACGAAGAUAUCCGAGACGCCAUUGAUGAUGUCUGUGGCAUCUUAUCCAAAUGGAACGACCGUCUUAUAUACGAAUACAAUAAAGGAUUACAUGAAUCUUAUAAAAUUAGUUCAAUUAAACAACGCAGCGCAGAUCAAAAAAGUGCGCGUUAG
This is a messenger RNA of Funneliformis mosseae, 233 nucleotides long. The record is from the annotation of a GenBank genome assembly. Lineage: Eukaryota; Fungi; Glomeromycota; Glomeromycetes; Glomerales; Glomeraceae.